Magallana angulata is the source of this 1404-nucleotide messenger RNA. RefSeq lists its product as uncharacterized. NCBI's taxonomy places the organism in Eukaryota, Metazoa, Mollusca, Bivalvia, Ostreida, Ostreidae. Gene Ontology annotation, molecular function: metal ion binding. The record is from RefSeq and is a predicted model, not a curated record. The transcript has 2 exons. The coding region runs from base 179 to 1171 and encodes 330 amino acids.
AAAAUGAAAGUUUAAAAAGAUGUUCAAUCUGUAAAUAAUUCAAGGAAUUUGCUUGUGGAAUUUAAGCCAGCAAUAUCAGUCAAUCAAAGUACAGAUAAGAACAGCUGGAGUGGUAGCUCUGCUGAACUGAUCAACUAACUCAGUAACUGGCCUUUGAUUGUGUAUAAAACAGCUAACCAUGUCACAAGCAAGGAAAAGGAGAAGGACAGCAGAAAGUUUUAAGGAUGAAGUGAAAGAAAUCGUAAAAGAAAUGGUAGCAGAGGCUAUUCCAACAAUUGCUAGUGCAGUGGUAGCUCAAUUACAACAGAAUACACCUGUGACAGGUCCAGUCAACGUCAACGCAAUCUGCCAAGCAACAUCUUUUGGGGAUGAUGCGAUUGAACAGCAGCAGCAGACAUUGGACAAUGCAAACCAAGUACCUGAUUCCGUUGUCUCAACGCCCUCAAAUGGUAAUUUGCGCAAUGUAACAGGUCCUCUGCAUGCAGGCCGCCCAUUAGGACAAGGUAUCGAUGUAAAAGUUAAGUCAAAAAUCUGGGCUGAGGAAUACAUUCCCCUUGGUUCCCUCAUUUUCAAACAGAGCUCCGCUAAACUUGAAGCAGUUCAAGGAAAAGAUAAUUCUUUUACUUUUCAGCAAAAGGAACAUAAGUAUUACUUCAGAAAUCUACAGCAGUGGAUGAAUGCAUUUCAUAUCUUUGUAGCAGUGUACUGCGAGAAAUGCCAUGCGCAAGCGCCUUGUUUAAUGAAAUACAUAGCAACAAUUCAAAAACUUAGCAAUGCUGUAGGGGACAAGGCAGCUUUUUAUUACGAUGAACAAUUCCGAAUGUGGAGAGCUGAAAAUCCAGCCCAAAUGCCCUGGGAUAAAAUAAAUGCUGAAUUACACAUGGAGGCAUUGCAGGUUGGGUUGAAAAGUCGGCUUGAUGGUCAAGAAAAAACAUCUAAACAAAAGUCAUUUCAACAGCAGCCCUUUCGUGGCAAGUCCAAAAAACCAUGCUUCAGCUACAACAACAACAAUGGUAACUGUACCAGACCGAGCUGUGAAUACUCACACAUCUGCAGCAGAUGUUUUGGGGAGCAUUCCAAGAAAGACUGCCAUGGACCAUCAGAGUCAAACAACAGAAUUUAUGGAACCUCCAAUAAACAACAGAACCCAACCAACCAAAUCAGAAAAUGAGGUCAGCCUGAAUCCCAGUGUUGUUACUCCUGUUAAUGUAAAAGCUUUCGAAAUGUGGUUACAAGGUUAUGAUUCAGCAAAAUCUAAAUUUUUGUUAGAUGGGUUUACAUUUGGGUUUAAGAUUCCUUAUUGUGGGUCAAGACAGUUUAGACAUUGUACUAAUCUUCAAUCAGCCAGAGAAAACAUAAAUAUUCUUCAACAAAAAAUUGAUCUUGAAGUUCAGAAAGGGCGUG